GAAUAAGGCGUGGGUCUUGUGUCUGUUUAAGCUGGUGAGAGACGAUUCAGACUACAGAGAUUUCUUGGUUAAUAUUUGACAAAACUUGACCUGUACAAAGUUGAAAAAAACAUUAGCUGUCAUUAGCUGAGAUGUGAGGGGCUCAUUCCCUGCCCCCUUUUACGCAACACCCUGCUCAGAGAACAUGACAUUCGAUCGACUCGCGUAGAUAUGAAGUCUGAGGAAGCUGACAACGUCGAAGAAUUAAAUAAUUUACCUGUGGAUUCUAUUCGGAUUGCUCCGUAUUUGUCUGAACUGAAAGAAAAAGCAGAAGUAAGCAUUCGACACUUGAAUCUGUCGGCAACUUUUUUGAUACGGUUCCUGCAGGCGAGAGACUUUGAUGUGGCUCUGGCGCUCAAGCUUUUGAUUAACUAUCAUAAAUUGAGACAAGAAUGUCCAGAAAUAACAGCUGAUCUGCGGCCAUCAUCCGUCAUUGGACUUCUGCAAAACAAUUACCAUGGAGUUUUGAGAUCACGAGAUGAUGCUGGAAGUCGAGUUCUAAUUUAUCGGGUUGGUCAGUGGAACCCCAAAGAAUUCACAGCUUAUGAGGUUUUCCGUGUAAGCCUCAUUACAUCAGAGUUGAUUGUUCAAGAAUGGGAGACUCAAAGAAAUGGACUCAAAGCAAUUUUUGAUCUCCAAGACUGGUGCUUUGCACAUGCCCUGCAGAUAAAUCCUUCUUUGGCAAAAAAGAUAUCUUCUGUACUUACAGACUCCUUUCCUUUGAAAGUACGUGGCAUCCAUUUGAUAAAUGAGCCUAUUUUUUUCCGUCCCGUCUUUGCUAUGAUCCGUCCAUUUCUUCCAGACAAAAUCAAACAACGGAUUCAUAUGCACGGGAGUUCAUAUGCCCAAAGUCUCUGUGAUUACUUUCCGAAAGCUAUCCUCCCUCCGGAGUAUGGAGGAACCGGACCCAUCAUAGAUGAAGUGUGCCAAGAUUGGACUGAGUACAUCAUGCAGUCUGAAGACUAUCUUCAGAGGCUCUCUAUAGACUUAGGUGGAGGAGAUGCUUCUCAGUCAUCUGCCUGUGAGUGAUUACAAUGAAGGUAUUUCUUACCAUGUUCUCUUUGCUAAAUGAUGUAACAGACUCCGCUGGGGCAGGUUACAUACAGUCUCUGAAAAUUCACCCAAAAAUUAAAAUGCACUUGCCCUCAGGACAAUUAAGAUUCUCCACUGGAACAGAUUCUGAGAAAUUUAGCAGUACAUCACUACAGUGAAUGGGUGCCAUCAGAAUGAGAGUUCAAAGAGCUGAUGAAAACAUCACAAUAAUCCACUGGUAAUCCAUGUGUCUCCAGUCCAGAACAUCGUAUGAAGCAAAAACCUGCAUGUUUGUAACAAAUUAUUAUUAUUAUUUUAAUCUAUCCACAAUAUUGCUUUCUCCAGGGGAAAAGGCAUCUAAUAUGAAUAAGGAGCGAAAUAGAUUAAGCUGUGUUUAUAAGUGAAAAAAGUUCAAAACAAUUCUAAACAAAUGUGCCUGUGGAUGGCCUGAGAGUGAGUACAUUUUAAUUAUGGGGUGAAACAUUCCUUUAAAUUGUAAAGCAUGUUAGUGUAAACAUAUAUGCUUAUACUUGUACUUUUUUCUCUCCAUGUUGUACAUUAAUUAAUAGUGCAACUUUUUAAAUGGUAUGCCUAGCUCUCCUAAUAUUCCAGACUUGAAAAAAAAGUCAUAUUUUUGAAUAAUGUGAUUUUAUUGAAUUCUGUAGCACACCGAUAUUCACUGCGAGUACUUGAUAUACCUCUGAAGUUACAAUAUAGCAUCAGAUAGCAUAUUUUGUGUUUACUUUUUAGAAGGAUUCCACAGUCACUUGUAAAUAACACAAGUAGUGUACAAUGUUGUGCGUGACCAAAAUAUCAAAGUGCCUUUCUUCUUUUUCUUUGUGAAUUGUCUUUAUUGUUGUAUUUUCAUAACAAUGGACAUAACUCAGGAUGUUAAAUAAGUCUCUGUGCUUUUAGAAGUUAGAUAUUAGUUAUCAUGAACUGCUUCAUUAUAUUGUUCCUCUUCAG
Messenger RNA from Carassius carassius (crucian carp), 2037 nucleotides. Its product is annotated as alpha-tocopherol transfer protein-like. Bases 211 to 1068 code for a protein of 285 amino acids. Gene Ontology annotation, molecular function: phosphatidylinositol bisphosphate binding. The record is from RefSeq and is a predicted model, not a curated record. The transcript has 5 exons. Gene Ontology annotation, cellular component: membrane. NCBI's taxonomy places the organism in Eukaryota, Metazoa, Chordata, Actinopteri, Cypriniformes, Cyprinidae.